This is a messenger RNA of Exophiala viscosa, 1905 nucleotides long. Its product is annotated as fatty-acyl-CoA synthase. Lineage: Eukaryota; Fungi; Ascomycota; Eurotiomycetes; Chaetothyriales; Herpotrichiellaceae. The transcript is spliced from 2 exons. The record is from RefSeq and is a predicted model, not a curated record. The coding region runs from base 121 to 1905 and encodes 594 amino acids.
GCUCGAGCUGUGCAAGCCACACCGUCUGCUUGCAAUAAUGUGACUUAAAAGAUGCGCGAGACUUGUCAUCAAAUGAUCCUUCCAUCUGGCAGAUAGGAUCGCUGGACAGAGGUAAGUGUCAUGGCAUCAGCUAAAUCCCGCCUCACCAAGCUCGCUGGGCACUUUGUCGACUCGAGCUCCACGCCGGCCGCCGUCCCUCCUGGCUCCAAUGACCCUCUAGUGAUUGACGGCCACGCCCGCGGCACCUCAAAGUGGUUCAACUACCAUAGUCUGACGCCGACCUUCUUUCUUCCUCGCGCCGCUGCCAUUGAACCUGAUGCUCUUGCAAUCUACCACAAAACUGCCGACGACAAGCUCCUGACCAAGACCUACAGCCAAUUUGCCCGAAAAGCUUCUGACUUUGCCUACUAUCUCAAGAAGCAUCGAUACCGUCGUAUCGGUAUCUUGUGCCCGAACACCCCAGCUUUCCUAUAUGCAACCUUCGCCGCCAAUGCCGCUGAUGGUGUCGUCAUUCCGGUCAAUUACCGCCUCAAGCCGGACGACAUCAGCUACAUUUUCCAACACAGCGAUGCUGACUUUAUUCUGGUUGACGCCGAGUUCGCGCCACUGCUGGACAACUAUCGCGCCGCAAAACCUCAUGUCCGCAUUCUCAUCGACGAUGACGCUGCCAACGAAUCCGGUGCUUUCGGUUCCGCCCUCGCCAAAGGCGCAGCCUACGAUUUGCAGCACGGGAAUUAUGGCUGGGAGGGUCUCACAUCGCUCGCCGACGAUGAACUCGCAGUCAACGCUCUGACAUACACUUCUGGCACCACGGGCCGCCCUAAGGGUGUCGAGUAUACCCAUCGUGGCUGCUACAUGAGUGCACUCGGCAACAUCAUUGAGUCCGGCCUUGUCUUGCAAGGCACCAGACGCUCGAAAUAUCUUUGGAUUGUGCCCAUGUUCCACGCUAUGGGCUGGACAUUCCCAUGGGCCGUAACCGCUGCUCGCGGUACGCAUUACUGCAUGCGUAAGAUCGACUACCCUUACAUUUGGAAACUACUUCGAGAAGAGGAGAUUACGCAUUUCUGCGCGGCACCCACGGUCAACACGCUAUUAUGCGCAGAUCCUAGUGCGCAAACGCUAAAGCAGGAAGUUCGUGUAAUAGUGGGAGCGAGCCCGCCUACGGCGCAUUUGUUCCAGUCAAUGACAGGAUUGAAUUUGCACCCCGUGCAUGUUUACGGGUCGACCGAGACGUAUGCGCCGAUAACGCGAGGCUAUGAUAUGCCAGCUUACCAUGACUUGCCAGUGAAUGAGAUGUAUGGGAGGCUGGCAAGACAGGGACAUGGGUUUAUUACGAGCUUGCCCGUGCAGGUGAUAAAGACGGGGGAUGAUGUGGCUGAAGGAGUCUUGGUGGAUGUGAAGAAAGAUGGAAAGGAGAUCGGCGAGGUGGUGUUUUCAGGGAAUAUCUGCGCAAGAGGGUACUACAAAGAUGAAAUGGCGACGCGGAAAUUGUUUGCUGGUGGUGCAUUACACAGUGGGGAUCUGGCGGUGUGGCAUCCGGACGGAGCAAUUCAGAUUAUGGAUCGGACGAAGGACAUAAUCAUUUCCGGCGGCGAAAACAUCUCCUCUGUCGCUCUCGAAGCGGCUAUUGUGACGCAUCCGGAUAUCCUUGAGUGUGGUAUCUGUGCUAUUCGAGAUGAGCACUGGGGAGAAAGGCCGAAGGCGUUUAUCACCUUGAAGACGGGGAGAACCAUAACAAAUAAGGACUUUAUCGAAUGGUGCAGGGGGCAUCCGGCUAUCAGUCGCUUCAUGGUGCCAAAGGAGUGUGAGGUGGUGGACGAACUGCCGAAGACGAGUACUGGAAAGAUCAGAAAGAAUGUGUUGAGGCAGUGGGCCGAAGGGGACAGAAGCGAAGGAAGUCAGUGA